AUGGCGUAUGUCGCGCCAGUCCACAAGCCUACCAGCAUCAGGCAUGCCCUGCGCAUCCGGUUCCUGUCUCCAGAUAUCGAGGAUUUGGUCGUUGCAAAAGCAAAUCGACUGGAGAUAUGGCGAGUCACCGAGGAGGGCAUGACGUGCCUCCACACAAAAGUUAUCCAUGGUACCAUAGACAUGCUCGAGCGGCUGCAGCCCAAGGAUUCCGCUACAGACCUUCUGUUCAUUGGCACAGAUAGGCUGCAGUACUUCAAUAUAGCUUGGAACUCUGAAACAAACCAGCUAGAUGCUGUCGAGCAGACAAUACACGAUUCAGCAGAACCCUAUAUGCGGCAAUCGCAAAGCCAAAAUAGAUGCCUUGUGGACCCCACUGGCAAGUUUAUGGCCAUGCACCUUUGGGAGGGGGUGCUGAACGUCUUUCGCCUGCGGAUACGCAAGGGGUCGACCACGAAGCUUGAAGUGCUGGACCAGGUCCGGUUGACUGAGUUAUGGAUGAAGUCGAGCGUAUUCCUACACAGUCGCACCGGCCAUCCGAGAAUCGCGUUUCUCUACAAGAACCAGCUCGACCGCGAAGAAGCUCGGGUUGCUAUUUAUCGACUGACGGAUGACGAUAAGGGCGCCGCUUCGUCCAAGUUCGACCCAAAAGACAGAGAACUGGACGAGGUCAUUCGUGAUCCUUAUGCGUCCAUGCUCAUACCCGUUCCAGUUGUUGAGGAGAAGCGAUACCAUGUGCGCAAUAACGAGGGAGCCAGGGCACAUCUAGGCGGCCUUCUUGUGGUUGGAGAGACGCUUCUCACAUAUUUCGACAGCCUCACAUAUUCGAGCGUGAGCUCCACCAUUGAGGACCCUAAGAUAUAUGUUGCUUGGGCUGAGUAUGACGGGACGCAUUACUUCUUGGCCGACGACUACGGCCGUCUUGAUCUACUUGAAAUUAAGACUACUAAUGAAUCAACUGGUGUGGUGGUCACUGGCAUGGAAGUCCAUCCGAUAUCUUUUCCAGAUUCGAGCCGAUAUACAUCAAGAGCAUCUAGCUUGGUUUACAUGGGAAAUAAUCUCUUGUUUAUUGGUUCACAUCAUGGCGACUCUCAGCUAUUACACAUCGAUAUUGAAACCCAGCAAAUGACUCUUGUCAAAGUUUUAUCCAACAACGCGCCCAUCAUGGACUUUACCAUCAUGGAUCUGGGAAACAGAGAGGGAGACGCACAGUCUGGCAACACGUUUUCAUCAGGGCAGGCGAGGAUUGUGGCCGGCUGUGGUGCUUACCAGGAUGGAAGCCUACGGAGCAUUCGCAGCGGUGUUGGCCUUGAAGACCGUGGUCUCUUGGAUGAAAUCCAGGGCACUAGGGGGCUAUUCACCUUGCGAUCAGUGGACUCGGAAAAGGCCGAUACCGUUGUCAUAUCCACGCUAACUGGAACUCGAGUUCUCCGAUUUGAGCCCGAUAACAUUGAGGAGCUCUUUUCCUUUCAGGGAAUGGAUCUCGAAUCGGAAACGCUCUUGGCUGCAAACCUGCCAAACGGCCAGCUGCUGCAAAUAACACCUCGAGUUGUCAAUCUCUUGGACCCUGACAGCGGGGCUUCUUUGGGCUCAUGGCAGUCACCCGAAGGCAAAGUGAUCACGGCGGCGUCUGCCAAUACCAAGUGGGCUUUGCUGUCCAUAGAUGGAUCAAUAUUGGUAUCCUUAAACCUUCUUGACGGCUUAAAGGCGGUUAUCCAAAACGCUACACAAGAUUCGGUAUCCGGACAACCCGAUCAAAUAUCCUGCUUACAUGCGGCGCGCGAACCUCAAGACUUUGGUGUGGUAGGUUGGUGGACUUCGGGAACGAUUUCAGUUGUAGAUCUGGCGACUUUAACACCACUCCACGGUGAGCCACUGAGGCAGACAGACGACAGUUCUUCAGUUCCACGGGAUGUGGCGCUCGUCCAGCUACAUCCGCCUGACAUCUCGGGCCCAACCAUGUUGGUGGCAUUGGAAGACGGAAAUCUCAUCAGCUUCAAUGUCUCGGUUAAAGGCUUCUCAGUAUCUGGUAGGAAGACAGUCACACUGGGAAGCGGUCCGGCACGGCUACACGUUCUACCCCGAGCGGACGGGAUCUGCAACGUGUUUGCGACUACAGAGCAUGCUAGCUUAAUCUACAGUUCAGAAGGGCGUGUUGUCUACUCAGCGACUACGGCUGAUGACGCGACAUUCGUGGCCCCGUUCGACUCGGAAGCCUUCCCAGACUCUAUCGUGUUAUCAACAGAAGAUCAUAUCAGGAUCUGUCAGGUUGAUAACGAAAGGCUUACCCACGUCAAAGCACUCCCUAUGAGCGAGACCGUCCGUCGUGUAGCUUAUUCACCGGGCUUGAAGGCUUUUGGACUGGGUUGUAUUAGAAAGGAGCUGGCUGACAACGAGGAGGUCAUUACGAGCACCAUCAAACUAGUCGAUGAGAUCAUCUUCCAGGAGCUAGGGAAGCCAUUUGAGCUCAAUGCCUCCUCGUCAUUGGAGCUGGUCGAGUGCAUAAUUCGGGCCGAAUUACCUGACAACCCUGGCACAGAGGAAGCAGGAGAGACGAGAGGCAGAAUACUGGUCCUUGGUGUCGACGAGUCGCGGCAGUUGUACCAAAUCGCCUCCCAUAACUUGAAAGGAGUGUGCCGUUGCCUAGCCAUCAUGGAUGACUACAUUGUCGCUGGACUGACUAAAACGGUGGUUGUUUAUUCUUUCACCCAAGAGACGUCGACGGCCGCCAGUUUAAAGAAGCUCGCAUCGUUCCGCCCCGCAUCAUUCCCAGUCGAUCUGGACAUCUCUGGGAACAUCAUCGGUAUUGGUGAUCUUAUGCAAUCCCUUACUCUUGUUGAAUUUACACCGGGUCAAGAUGGUAAGAAGGCAACGUUGGAAGAGAAGGCUAGACACUAUCAACAAGCUUGGACUACAUCGAUCAGCGCACUGGACGAUUCUAGGUGGCUGGAAGCGGAUGCUCAGGGCAAUAUCAUUGUGCUCAGGCAAAAUCUAGAAGCGCCUACAGAGCAAGACCGUAGCCAGCUGGAGAUUAUAAGCGAACUCAACAUUGGGGAACAGAUCAACCGAAUUCGGAAGAUCCAGGUUGCGCCUGCUGAAAAUGCCAUUGUGGUACCAAAAGCAUUUUUGGGCUCGAUUGAGGGAACUCUUUACCUCUACGGCGAUAUUGCCCCCAAGUACCAGGAUUUGCUGAUGACGUUCCAAUCAAGGCUACAAGAGUAUAUCCAGACACCUGGAAACCUGUCGUUUGACACUUGGCGGGCGUUUAGAAACCAGGCUAGAGAUGGUACAGCCCCUUUCCGAUUCGUGGACGGUGAGAUGAUAGAGAGGUUCUUGGACUUGGACGAGAACCAGCAAGGGCUGGUGUGCGAAGGCCUGGGACCAAGCGUGGAAGACAUGCGGAACAUGAUAGAAGAGCUCAGAAGGAUGCACUAA
This is a messenger RNA of Trichoderma breve, 3432 nucleotides long. RefSeq names its product mono-functional DNA-alkylating methyl methanesulfonate n-term domain-containing protein. Gene Ontology annotation, biological process: proteasome-mediated ubiquitin-dependent protein catabolic process; DNA repair. Gene Ontology annotation, molecular function: nucleic acid binding; protein binding. The coding region runs from base 1 to 3432 and encodes 1143 amino acids. The record is from RefSeq and is a predicted model, not a curated record. Lineage: Eukaryota; Fungi; Ascomycota; Sordariomycetes; Hypocreales; Hypocreaceae. Gene Ontology annotation, cellular component: site of double-strand break; nucleus. The transcript is spliced from 4 exons.